ACUCGGCCCGCGGCCAAUGGGCGGGCGGUGACGUCGGGCGGUAGAAAGCGCCGAUCCCGAGGGGAAGCGGCUGCCAGUGCCCGGAGCGGGAGCGGGAGCGGCGCCGCCAUGUGCGACUUCUCGGAGGAGCAGACGGCCGAGUUCAAGGAGGCGUUCCAGCUCUUCGACCGCACGGGGGACGGGAAGAUCCUGUACAGCCAGUGCGGGGACGUGAUGCGGGCGCUGGGCCAGAACCCCACCAACGCCGAGGUCAUGAAGGUGCUGGGCAACCCCAAGAGCGAUGAGAUGAACCUGAAGACCCUGAGCUUCGAGCAGUUCCUGCCCAUGAUGCAGACCAUCGCCAAGAACAAGGACCAGGGCUGCUUCGAGGACUACGUGGAGGGGCUGCGGGUCUUCGACAAGGAGGGCAACGGCACCGUCAUGGGCGCUGAGAUCCGCCACGUCCUUGUCACCCUGGGCGAGAAGAUGACGGAGGAGGAGGUGGAGCAGCUGGUGGCCGGGCACGAGGACAGCAACGGCUGCAUUAACUACGAAGCGUUUGUGAGACACAUCUUGUCAGGGUGAAGCCGCGAGGGAGCUGGUCCGGAUGGUGCUGAGCGGCUGAAGACCCCCCUGCCCGCCCCUUCCCCCUGCUCCCCGCCGCGUUACACGGGAUUUUGUGCCUUUUCCUCCCCGCUCCGGCCCCCCACUCCAACCCCCCCACGUCGGCUCCUCUCCCUCAAAUAAAGUGUGGAAAAGGC
This is a messenger RNA of Rhea pennata, 740 nucleotides long. RefSeq names its product myosin light chain 6 (gene MYL6). The transcript is spliced from 7 exons. The coding region runs from base 109 to 564 and encodes 151 amino acids. Gene Ontology annotation, cellular component: myosin II complex. Gene Ontology annotation, molecular function: calcium ion binding; structural constituent of muscle. NCBI's taxonomy places the organism in Eukaryota, Metazoa, Chordata, Aves, Rheiformes, Rheidae. The record is from RefSeq and is a predicted model, not a curated record.